Molecule: messenger RNA, 853 nt
Organism: Bufo bufo (common toad)
Lineage: Eukaryota; Metazoa; Chordata; Amphibia; Anura; Bufonidae
Gene: PSMB1
Product: proteasome 20S subunit beta 1
Exons: 6
Coding region: 57-779 (240 amino acids)
Cellular component (GO): proteasome core complex
Source: RefSeq, a predicted model, not a curated record
AAGCAGUAUUAUCGCCAUUUCUCCGGUGAUACAGCAGUGCUGGUGCGAGGAAGAGGAUGUCUCUGUCAAGCUGGCCGCGUUCUGAACAGAAGCUAUACAGAGAUAUGGACUACCACUACACCGGGCCUGUGGAGCAGCGCUUCAACCCCUACACCUUCAACGGAGGGACGGUUCUGGCUCUUGCAGGGGAAGACUUUGCCAUUGUUGCAUCAGAUACCAGACUCAGUGAGGGGUAUUCAAUUCAUAGCCGGGACACUCCAAAGUGCUACAAACUGACAGACAAUACAGUUAUCGGCUGUAGUGGAUUUCAUGGAGACUGCCUCACACUGACCAAGAUAAUUGAAGCUAGAUUAAAGAUGUACAAGCACUCAAACAACAAGACCAUGACGAGCGGAGCUAUCGCAGCAAUGCUUUCCACAAUCCUUUACUCAAGACGCUUCUUUCCUUACUAUGUGUACAAUAUUAUUGGAGGCCUCGAUGAAGAAGGUAAAGGAGCAGUGUACAGCUUUGAUCCAGUAGGAUCCUACCAGAGGGAUGCAUACAAGGCUGGUGGUUCGGCGAGUGCAAUGCUUCAGCCCCUUUUAGAUAACCAGAUUGGACACAAGAACAUGCAAAAUGUGGACCGGCUUCCACUGACCCUGGAGAAGGCACUACAACUUGUGAAAGAUGUAUUUAUUUCUGCAGCGGAAAGAGAUGUGUACACAGGAGAUGCCCUGAAAAUCAGCAUCGUUACCAAGGAUGGCAUAAGAGAGGAGACUGUUUCUCUCAGAAAAGAUUAAUUCACUUGAUUUUUGGUAACCUGAUACUUAUGUAACCUUUUUCUUUAUAAUAAAAAAAAUGAUCUCUGAGAAGA